Messenger RNA from Xiphias gladius (swordfish), 3809 nucleotides. RefSeq names its product TNF superfamily member 10 (gene tnfsf10). Gene Ontology annotation, cellular component: membrane. Gene Ontology annotation, biological process: immune response. Gene Ontology annotation, molecular function: tumor necrosis factor receptor binding. The transcript is spliced from 6 exons. The record is from RefSeq and is a predicted model, not a curated record. The coding region runs from base 66 to 917 and encodes 283 amino acids. Lineage: Eukaryota; Metazoa; Chordata; Actinopteri; Istiophoriformes; Xiphiidae.
UGUUCUGGAAGUCUGGGAACGGGACGCGACGGCGCUGGUCGGGUACCGGACGGCGGUCUGUCGUUAUGACGGGCUCCGGUCCGAAGCUCGGGGUGCUGCUGCUGCUGGCGGUUCUGCUGCAGACCGUGGUUGUCACCAUCACCGUGCUGCACUUCACCACGGCUCUCAACUCGAUGAAGGAGACGUUUGCCAGGAGCAGUGUGUCCUGCCUGACGGGCGCCGACCUGCAGAGCGUCACGGCUGUACGGGGGGACCCAUGCUGGCAGGUCACCCAGCAGCUUCACCUGCUCAUCGAGAAGUCCCUGUCCCAGCGUUACCAGAGGCAGAUUUCCUCGGCAGUAAGAGAUGAAGUGUCUCGCGUGCUGCCCUCACUUGUGAUGGAGGACAGGGCCUUACCUCGCCCCAAAGUGGCCGCCCACGUCACCGGCAGCUUUGUGCCCAAACUGGAGCGAGAGGGAGGAGCUCCCGUCUCAACAGGGCGUCGAGUCCAGGGCCAGAAGAUCUCGUGGUGGGAGGGACAGAAGGGGCUGGCCUUCCUCCAGGACGUCCAGCUGGUGGACGGGGAGCUGGUGGUGCCGCAGCCGGGCCUCUACUACGUCUACGCCCAGACCUACUUCAGACACACCCACUCCCUGGAGGAGGAGGGCGAGGAGGGCGAGGAGGUGGAGGACAGAGGGAGGCCCCUGCUGCAGUAUGUCUACAAAAAGGUGAGCUCCUACCCGGUUCCCAUCCUGCUGAUGAAGACGAGCCGGACUUCCUGCUGGUCCCGGGGAUCCCAGUUCUCCCUGCACUCCGCCCACCAGGGGGGGCUGUUCCCGCUCAGCGCUGGCGACCGCCUGUUUGUCACCGUGACGAACGCCUCUGCCGUGGACAUGGACGAGAAGAGCAGCUUCUUUGGCGCUUUCCUGAUCAGCUAGAGAAUCGGACGCAGGAGCCGGGACAGGAGGAAAUCCCCCCCCGAUCUGAUUAUAUGAUUAUAGACUUCUCCUGAUGAUGCACCCAUGAAAAGUGGAAAAACUGAAACGAGGAGCCACGGGGGGUUGCUCAGAAUCACGACCGAAAAAUAUUUGCCAACACUGGUUUUUGCGGACGGAGUAGAGACGGGAGACUGACGCGGAUUUUAAGGGCUGCGCGUAUGUGUGUCGCUAAAAAAACCGUCGUCUCCAACAGGGACAGUUUUCUUUGAGGCGGACUCAAUGUCAGCCGCUACGCAAGCUGCAGUCACCGGUUUUAUUAGCUGCACCUAUAAUCUACAGCGCUUAGUAAAAUUUGUUUUUCGUAAACAAAGAUCACAUUCUGCCCAGCGGCGUCGGGUCCCGGCGUCUGGUCGCGGCCUGCAUCCUUGCGUUUCCCACAGGUCCUGCCAUUCUCCCUUCAAACCACAAGGGGAAGCGGAUCGCUCCGGCUGCGUCGUAGCCUUUGCCGCGAUCACGUCUCGCAGUAGAAACUCACAGGUGCACGCAAUACGUGCAGGUGACAUGCGGUCGUCACAUGACCUCGAAGCAGGCGUGUGUGAAAACAUCGAAAACCUUUAAACCCUAAGUUGACUUGUUUUUUUUGUUUUGUUUUUUUUUCGCCUGAUCCAACAAGCAAAAUCAGGUGACGCUAAAAAAUGUUGGCUCUCCCAGCUUUACGCCACACGCCGCAGUCAUGUGACGUAUGAAUCUAAGCUACAAUUUGUGUGAGGUGGUGGGGAAAGAAAACGGCAGCACAGUAUAGAUUACACACCAGAAUGCAUCUAUAUCUAUAUCUAUAUAUAGAUAUAGAUAUAGAUAUAUUUUGCGACGCCAUGUGAAGCACCUUUUUCAAAAUAAGCUUUUAAUUAAAUCACAAAUUAACAAAAACUCACCGUUAGCAGCCUCCAGUUUCUCCAGGAGGGGGAGCCGUUGGGUUCAUUGUCAGCUCAGAUGCGCACACGCCGACCUGCGCCACCUAUAGGGAAGUAAAGUCACUGCAACAAUGGUUCACUUUGCAUAUAUUACAUUAUUUGUUACUAAUUUUAUAGCAGAGACCCAGUGUUUUCUUCUUUCCAGUAAAACCACCUGAAAGAAAUGUUUUUUUUUUUUUUUUUAAUGAAACUCUUCUUCAGAUGGAUAUCAGUGAUUAUCUGGGGCCGGGGCCACACACACACACACACACACGCGUGUUAAUUGUGUGCACCUGUGUGUUUUUGUAAAGAUGUAAAUAUUGUGCUAUACUUUGUGUUUCGCUUUUAAAUUUUUUUCCCCCCAAUCGGGCUGCAAAUGCGGGGUCUGGGGUCAACUCUGAAUUCCCCCUCCGUAGGAUGUCAGGCAUGAACUUAAGGGGCGAUUUACUAAUGAUGGCCCCCCGCUGCCAUUAGAGGCCCUUCAGACCCAGUUUGGAGGGUGGGCUGCCCGCGCUGACCACCAGAAGAUUAAAGGUGUAACUUCAUCACCUCGUCCUUCGUUAGUUUUAAGGUAAAAAAUUUAAAUCACUGCUACUUGUGUGUUUGUUGGCAGCAGCGUCGCAGUCUUUCGCUCUGCCGUCGGUUGCCUCCGGCAUGUGGGCUCCUCCACUCCCCUGCCAGGGUUGGUAUUCCUGGGCAUUCGUGUUAUGUUGGAUUGAAGGCAGAUGUGAUCUGCAGAUGUGGCCGACAACCACCGACAUCAUCAUCCAAACAGCAGAAACAUGGGAUUGUGUUUUUUUUUGUUUUGUUUUUUGUCUUUUUUUUUUCCUUUUGCAGCCCUGCCCUCUUCCAUGUGGUGGGAUGAGCUGCUGUGGUGAAAACUGCAGCAGACCCAGCGACGCCCGGGGCCCCCGUAAACCCCAACGAUCGAUCACGUGCGGCAGAGGGAGAGCCGGAUGCAUCACUGAACGUGACUGAGCUACGAGCUUCACCCCUUCAUCCAGGAAGUGGCAGUUUUUUUUUUUUUUUGACUAAAGAAAUUCUUGAGCCAGCCUCUCGUGGUCUUCGUCGACCGAUGCAGUCACGACUGACGGCCCGACAUACCAUCACCUGUUAUCACGUGGUCAAACUUUCAUACCUAGGUCACGUGAAGCCAUGAAACGCGUCCAGGAGACACCUAAUAAGUGGACUUUGACUACUCUCUGUACUGGUUAUGAAGACUUUUCCGAGUGCUCUGAUUAAAAUCACGACUUAAGCCAAUUGCCAUCACCGAUUCAUCCAACUCUAAUUAUUGUUGUAAUGAUUUCCAAUUAAGACUCAGAAACUAAGUGUAAUUUCUCGUUUUUAACCAAUGUGACAUGGAUGCAGCAUCACUGUAUUAUUUAUGUAAAUACAGGACGAGACUUUUUCCACCUUAAUUUCUUGUUUUUUGCUAUGAAUGUAUGGACUUUCUCUCUUUUUUUAAUUAAAGUGGUCAUUUUAGUCUUGGUAUCCACGCUGCAAUAAAUUUACACUCCAGGACCAAAGGUGUUGUAGAGUGGAUAGGGGGGGUUUUCCAUUUGCAUGGUAUUGGCAUGACUGACUGAUUGUGAGGUGUAUGUCACAAGCGACGCUCGCCCCCCCCCCCCCCCUUUUACGCCCGAUCAGCGCCGUAUACUAGACCCGGGACGCUGCCGUGACAUGAGGCCGCACCUCAAGACUCCGGCCUCCCGUACGCGGCGAUAAGAGGAGACAUCCGACCCGCGGGGCCGGUCGCCCUCCCGUCAGCCGGAGCGGCGAAGACCUGAAAGGCACCAAGAAGACGAAAACUGUACACUGGUCAGAAUCAUCGGAAAAAAUUCUGUUUUAACCAAGCAGAUCAAAACAAAUGUGAAUGUAAAUACACCAAUGCUCUUGCCUGUAUAUAUGUGAAAUAAAGACACUUAAAAAAAGAAGAAAAUAA